AUGCUUAGGAGAGACUGCGGCUCCGGCCCGGUCAGUAGCAGUGGCGACCACGAAUAUUACAUCUCUACCCCGCCAUUUUCUGCCUCUCAUUUUGCAUCUGAGGUACAUGAGAAAGAGGAUGUUGACGCACCUGCGGUCAAGCAAGAAGAUGAAGGAAAGGAUGAGAAGCCCGAGAUCAAGGAAGAGUUGAGGAAAGGGCCCAAACGCGAAUCGACCAGAAAGGCCCAACCAUUCGAGAAAGUCGAAAAGAAUGAAGACGGUACUCUAGUCGGAAACUCGUCGACUCUCAGUUGCAAAUCAGAUGGGGACGAUGUAGUUGAGCUGCUUAUCAACCCCAUUCAUGGCAAAUCCAACUCAAGAGACGCGUCUCAGGAGCAUGUUGCCAGUACACCUAUCAUGGGCCACAGACCUCCCAAGCGACGUCGUCUAAUUGCUGAAAUUCUGAUUCCGACCUGGGCUCAGCUCCAAGACUACAAAAAGAACCUCAAGAAACUGGAAGACAUGAACAAUCCCAACGUACAGAAAGUGCAGGACAUGGAAUUCGAUCUGGAUACUGUUAUGUCACGUCUUCGGCCCAUAGGCCUGGAGAUAUUCCCAAUUGACCUUCCUCCCGACGUCUUGGAGUUCACGGUUUCGAGGAAAUUCAUGUCCACCACCUAUGGUGGCAACUCGCAGGCGACGUUCCCCACCAUCAAACCCCAGCAUCUAGCCCGUCAUGGCCUUGAAAAUUGGGCCUACUUGCACCCGAAGUAUCAACCGUUUGCUCCAGAAAUACCAGGUGCUCCUGGCCUGUUCAUUUGUUGUGCGCACACCAAGGACUAUUCGAACAUCAAGAGAGUGCUGACGCGGAUCAAAUCCAACCAGUGGCUGCCUGUCGGCGAUUACAAAUUCGACAAGUCAGUUCGACCAUUCCUUACUGUGGCAGAGUGGGCACGGCAGAAAGACGUGGUUCGAAAGACGUGGGCUCGGGAAAUGUGCAGAAAGAAGUGGGGCAUUGCCGUUCUCGUCCGCAUCCUCGGGCGAAAGCGUUUUGGUCGGGAACCAACGGAGGCGGAGCAAGCUGACAUACGAACACGUAAGCUAUACAAGAAUGCCGUGAACCCCCAAGAGGUGGAAAAGGCAUACCUGACGGGGAAAGAGAAAAUGGGUGUUUGGACGUUGAAAUGUGUUGACUACGACAAGUCAUUUCAACAAGAGCUUUGCGACACCUUCCCGGGUUGGAUUCCACCUGCUCCGCAGAACAAUAAGAAAAAAAAGGCCCGCAAAACAGGAAUGAAGAAGAGAACGGCGACGGCUACAACAGCUCAACCCCAUACUCGGGGUAGAAAGAGAAAGCUUCCUGAGUCAGAUGUCUCUGAAUCGGAUUCACCGAUCUCAGACGAAGAGGGCGAAGCAGACGAAGAGGCCGUGGAGUCGUCUGAAGACGAGGAGAUGCGAUGGGUCUUGCACAGGAACCGAAGCACAAAGUCGCGCCCGAUUAUCCUGUAG
Molecule: messenger RNA, 1488 nt
Organism: Cyclocybe aegerita
Lineage: Eukaryota; Fungi; Basidiomycota; Agaricomycetes; Agaricales; Hemipholiotaceae
Source: the annotation of a GenBank genome assembly